AUGCGGGUGCUCCUAUUCAUUGUUUUAUCUAUACGGGCGAUCGAUUUAUGCAAAUCUGAACCGACCAUAGUCAACAAUGGAUACGCUGGAGUGUUAAUUGCAAUUGAUCACCAAGUACCCGAAGAUGAAAAUCUGAUUACUGCUAUCAAGAAUAUGAUGACCGAUGCCUCUGCUGAUCUUUUUACUGCCACGAAAAAAAGAGCAUACUUCAGAGAAAUCACCAUUUUAGUGCCAAGUAAUUGGACCUCUGGUAAAUACGCUGUAUCGAAUAAGGAAGCCUAUAAAUAUGCUGAUAUAAGGAUUGCUCCACCACACCCACAGCUUCAGCACAACCCCUAUGCCUUGACCUACGUCCCUUGUGGGGAAAUGGGUGGUAAAGAUCAAUACAUUCAUUUGACACCAGAAUACAUGACUAAUCCAAAAUAUUUAUCAUCGUAUGGACCGAGAGGGAAGGUUGUCGUGCAUGAAUGGGGUCAUUAUCGCUGGGGAGUGAAAGAUGAAUAUCCUACCAAUGAUAAAGAUAAGUUUUACUUGUCUACAACAAACGAACCAAUGCCUACCGGAUGUUCAGGUUAUAUUACUGGAAAGUUUCUCGAUUCCAACGGACAAGAAUGCGAGCCCAUUGAAUCGAGUCGCCUGCCAUCAACAAAUAACUGCAGAUUCAUUCGAUAUUCAAAUCAACCUGAAGAAAUUAUAUCGUCGAUGAUGUACAAGCAGUUUAUUGGACAAGUUUCAACGUUUUGUCACGAUGAUCCAUCAGAUCCCAUGAAUGUACACAACAAAGAAGCACCCAAUAAUCAUAACAGACAGUGCAAUUACCGAAGUACAUGGGACGUUAUAAUGAAUUCAGUUGAUUUUCAAAACGGUGCAGUGAAUCCUCCAAAUCCUACAAUACAAAAUACAGACCCUUCGUUUAAAGUAGUCAGGCCUGGACCCAAGCGAAUCGUUCUAAUUAUGGAUAUUUCUGGUAGUAUGUACGGAAAAAGAUUGGAUGAUCUCAGAAGUGCAUCCGAACUACCAAUAUCAAGUUUACUCGGUGAUGGUAUGAUGCUUGGUCUUGUCGCCUUUUCUGAAUCAGCUGUUGUUCUUCAACCUUUAACUAAAAUUGGAUAUGAUGACGGAAGCAGAGAAAAGAUGAUCAAGUCUCUCCCUUCAUCCGUGAAUGGAAGCACCGGUAUUGGUGCUGGAAUUCUGGAAGGAAUCAAGGUCUUGAGUAAAAAUGGUCAACUUCCGGAAGGAGGAAAGCUGAUUGUUCUUACAGAUGGAGAAGAAAACGCGAAACCUUUCGUUGAAGACAUUACUGCAGAUGCAAUUAAGAGUGGUGUGGUUGUCGAUUCUAUUUUCUUUGGACUCGUCGAUGUUUCUAAGGAUGCCUCGUUGGCUAGUUUGAGUUUGCAAACUGGGGGGAAAUGGUAUUAUGCAAGCACGUCUGAUCAGUCUGUAUCACAGCUCAGUGGAAUAUUUGCAUCACUUAGCAAAUCGGAUGAUGGAAACUUCUCAGCCAACGCAGUACAGGUAUUAAAUAAAAUCAUCAAACUCAAGCCAGGAACACCCGAUACGGUGACUGCGGCAAUUGAUGGUUCUGUCGGCAAUAGAACUGUUUUUGUCUUUAAAUGGACUGACGACGAACCUACCAUAGAAUUAAAACCACCAAAGUCAACUUGUAUAUAUUCAAACUCCAACAACUCCAACAAGAAGUACUGCGAUGAUAGCCCAAUACACAAAACCGACGAAAAUUUCAAGUUGAUUAAAUUUCAUAUUCCUGGAACGGCAAAACUACGUUCAUCAUCUGCCAAGCUAAUCAAAUAUUUCUUGCAGAUUGGGAUUUGGGAAUUCAAUAUGUUUUCAACGUCAGAAAACAAAAUCACCACUGCAGUGAUUUCCAGACCUUCCGAUCUCAGCGUUUAUCCGAUCACAGUCGAAACGGAAUUAAAAGUGUCAGAUAAUACAACGUUACCGCCAAUCAUAAUUGCUAAGGUUUUUCAAAACUUCCUGCCUGUUCUUGGAGCUAGUGUGAAUGCAACUGUUACAAGACCUGAUGAUACUAUUUCUGUUGUUGAAUUGUUUGAUAACGGUGCAGGACCAGAUGUGAACCCGAAGGAUGGUGUUUAUUCACGCUAUUUUGCUGAUUUCAGUGCUAUAGGAAGACACGCAGUAGAGAUACAUGUAACAAGAGACGGUAAAGACAGAUUAUCUUCAGUAUUAGAAUUGCAGAAAACUGACUACGACGAUGGCGUGCUUUUAGACGAUGGUACCUAUGUUUCAAAACAGGACAACUCUGCAAACCCAUCUGCUUACAAAGGAGUGAAUGUUGAAGGCGUAAUUGAACGAACAUCUUCAUCGCCAGGAUUUGCAUACACGGGGUCUAUCACUGCAGACGACAUAUUUCCCCCGAAUAUGAUAACAGAUUUAACGGCAAGUCAAGUGGAUUUGGAUAACGUGGAAGCUGGGUUACUGCUAGAAUUUACGGCUCCAGGCAAUGAUUACGACUCUGGAAAUGCAUCUCGUUAUGAGAUUCGUUUCAGCUAUGACCCUUUUUCGUCGUCGAAGUUUAGUGAUUGGUUGAUCAUAAAAGAUGAAUGGAUAAAUGAUGGGCAAAAUAAUAAACCAAACAUGGCCUUGUCUGACGAAAAACUAUCAAUUGUAUUAGCAGACCUGCCAAAAAAUGACACCGUCAGAAUUGCUUUUGCAAUCAAAGCUUAUGACGACGCCAACAACCCGUCUGAAAUCUCAAACAUUGCAAUUACAACAUAUUUUAUCAAGCCACCACCUAUUAAAAAUAAAAUAGAUUCCAAUAUGAAGUGGAUCAUUCUUGGAGUGGUUGCUGGCUCAGCCGUUCUCAUCGCUGCUGCAAUUCUGUCAACGUAUUUGUUCAUUCGUAACAGGCGUUCUAAACGCGGCCGGGAUCAGAAGACUAAUGGUACUGGAGAGAAGUCAAAUAUGUCUCAAUAAUCAUUAAAUGAAUCCCUGUGCACUUAAAUAACAUAAUGUUGCAGCAUUAGAUUACGGAAACAGUCAAAUAUACAAUGACUGCAUUGCCAUAUAUAACUGAUUUUGGAUUACAUAUAGAGUUCCACUUUUUAUUUAUUUUGUAUA
Styela clava is the source of this 3096-nucleotide messenger RNA. RefSeq names its product calcium-activated chloride channel regulator 1-like. Lineage: Eukaryota; Metazoa; Chordata; Ascidiacea; Stolidobranchia; Styelidae. The record is from RefSeq and is a predicted model, not a curated record.